UGCAUCAGCAAGUGUCGUUCCAAGUCUGAAGUCCCUAGCAUUCGACGCCUUCUCCGAAGUUGCGCACAACAUUCCCGGCAACUCGUACUCCUCCUAUCCUAUGUCGACCGUACACUUGCUUUUAACUUGCCUUUUAUACCCUUCGUACUCAAUAUUCACCUAUGUAAGAAGCGCUUGACGCGUUCCCAUUAACGAAACCCCUACAAGUAACAAUUUUUCUUGACUCUUUGUGUGCUCCUACUCGUCGAUAAUUGGGGGGCGGGUUCUUCAAUAAUCGUUCAGUUAUGGUGAAAUCUGGUGUCAAUGAUGAUGGGUCUCAAUCAAUACCGCCAUUUUUGAGGAAGUGCUAUGAAAUGGUGGAUGAUGAGUCCUCGAAUCCUGUUAUCUCAUGGAGCCAAAACGAUGACAGCUUCGUCAUUUGGAACAUGACUGAAUUCUCGGUUCAGUUGCUUCCCAAGUUCUUCAAGCACAACAAUUUCUCCAGCUUUAUGAGGCAACUCAACAUCUACGGUUUCAGAAAAAUUGAUUCAGAUCGAUGGGAGUUUUCAAAUGAUGGAUUUAUCAAAGGUCAAAAGCACUUGUUAAAGAACAUUUGUCGGAGGAAACACUCUCAGAGUAUGGAUAAUCGGAAAACAUUGCUGCAGCAAGACAACAAGGUUGAAUCUAGUGAAGAAAUUGAAAAUCCAGGGCUAUGGAAGGAAGUUGAGAAUCUGAAGACUGAUAAAAAUUCACUUAUGCAGCAGUUAGUUAAUCUUAGGCAGCAUCAGGAAACUGCAGAUGACAAGUUGCUUGUCUUAAAAGAUCGCCUUCAAGGAAUGGAGAAAAACCAGCAGCAGAUGCUGUCAUUCUUGGUUAUAGCCAUGAAAAUUCCAGGAUUUUUGGUUCAGCUACUUCAGCCCAAGGAAAAUAAUUGGCGCAUGGCUGAAAGUGGCGGUAUGCUGGAACGAGGAAUAGAGGAUGGUGGGCCACCAGCUGUCGAUGGUAUGAUAGUAAGGUAUCAACUACCUCUUGAUGAAUUGCCUUCACCUGUUCUUGUACCAACGGAUUCGGGAAAACCACAACAAUCUAAUCAUUCUUUUGAUGGGAUGAAAGACUACUUUGUGAAUUCUGAUUUCAUGAAAAUGCUUUUGGAUGAAAAAUUGUGCUCAUUUGAAAGCCAGGUCCCCUUUGUUCUUCCAGACUUACCUGAUGAUGGUGCAUGGGAACAACUUCUGCUUGCUAGUCCUGUUCGUCAAGAUUCUAAACAUGACAGUGAAAGGGCAAAUGACACUGAAAUGGAAAUAGAAACCUCAUCAGCAAUUGGAACUGACUUUGAAGUAUCUAAGAGGUUUGAAACUGCAUUUGAUCUAAUGGUUAGUUCUCAAAAUCUUGAGAGUAAGUCAACAGAGUUAGGAAAUUAUCCUAUGAAGUCUUAAAACAUAGAAGUUCUGACUCAGCAAAUGGGUCCUUUUGGCUUCUGAAACCAAUUAUAAUCAUGGGAAACCAUAAAAAGAUGCCGGGAAAUAUUUUUUUGGGAUGCCUGCAUAUCUUUACAUCCUACUUUUCUCUUGCGUUUCAUUUGUAGUCCAAGUUAUAGUUGAUACGCUUUCUUAUCACUCAAUCUCCUGAGAGUGUAUAUGUAUCUAAGCAAAUGUUGGCAUUAUAUGCUCCAUCUUCACAUGUUAUAACACAAACAAUCAAUUCCCUUUCUUACUCUUGGGCAACUUUUGUACGAUGAGCAAGUGUAUUAUUUUAUCGUUUUGCUGAUAGGCGAUAUAAAAUAUAUAUCUCAUGGGUCGUGAGUAGCUUUAACUGUA
Messenger RNA from Tripterygium wilfordii, 1796 nucleotides. RefSeq names its product heat stress transcription factor A-8. Gene Ontology annotation, biological process: regulation of transcription by RNA polymerase II. The transcript is spliced from 2 exons. Gene Ontology annotation, molecular function: DNA-binding transcription factor activity; RNA polymerase II cis-regulatory region sequence-specific DNA binding. The record is from RefSeq and is a predicted model, not a curated record. Gene Ontology annotation, cellular component: nucleus. The coding region runs from base 285 to 1415 and encodes 376 amino acids. Lineage: Eukaryota; Viridiplantae; Streptophyta; Magnoliopsida; Celastrales; Celastraceae.